CUCCAUUCCUCGACAGCCAUGGCGAAGUGGCGGGACUUCAUAUUGUUCAGCUCCUUGUUGGCCAGCAUCGCCACUUCCUCUGAUCAAGUGGGAAGAUUCGAUCCUGAUCAUUACUACAUUCUUGAGAGUGGAGGAUCCUACAAGUAUGGACACCAAAGACAAGAUGGCACUUAUGAAAAGGCGGAGGCAAACCAACCAGGAAACGUUUUAGGAGAAUUUGGUUUUAGAGAUGCUUCAGGAACGAACUACAAGCUGGAAUACACUGCUGAUCACAGAGGGUUCCAGCCUUCUGGUGAUCACCUACCUUCAGUUCAUACAAAAGCUACACUAGAAAAUCUGGGAGUUGGUUUUAUAUCUUCUGAUGGAGGCUACACCUUCAACUAUGAUACUGACUCCAGUGAUCGAGAAGAAAGUGCUGACUCAAACCUCAAUGUUAAGGGAAGAUUCAGUUUCCAAGGAACUGAUGGACGCCGCAGAACUAUUCGGUAUAGAGCAGGAGCAGGUACCGGCUUUGUCGCUCAAGGAGAUCACAUUCCUGUUUCCCCAGAGGUACCCUCUGGAUCACAGGUAGUCCCUCAAACAAGGAGUGGUCCUUCAGCACCAUCUUCAGCAUCCCCUGCACAAGUGAGUAGCUCUUCAUCACCAGAUGGAAGUUACAGCUUUAAUUAUGAAACUGACUCUAGUGACCGAGAAGAAAGUGCUGACCCAAACCUCAAUGUUAAGGGAAGAUUCAGUUUCCAAGGUACUGAUGGACGCCGCAGAACUAUUCAGUACAAAGCUGGAGCAGGUACCGGCUUUGUCGCUCAAGGAGAUCACAUUCCAGUUUCUCCAGAGGUUCCCUCAGGAUCACAGGUAGUCCCUCAAACAAGGAGUGACCCUUCAGCACCUGCAUCCCCUGCAACAUCUUCAGCACCUGCAUCCCCUGCAACAUCUUCAGCUCCAGCACCAUUUUCCUCUCCUGCACAAGUAAGCAGCUCUUCAUCACCAGAUGGAAGUUACAGCUUUAAUUAUGAAACCGAUUCUAGUGACCGAGAAGAAAGUGCUGACCCAAACCUCAAUGUUAAGGGAAGAUUCAGUUUCCAAGGCACUGAUGGACGCCGCAGAACUAUUCGGUACAGAGCAGGAGCAGGUACCGGCUUUGUCGCUCAAGGAGAUCAUAUUCCUGUUUCCCCAGAGGUACCAUCAGGAUCACAGGUAGUCCCUCAGACAAGGAGUGGCCCUUCAGCACCAGCACCAUUUUCCUCUCCUGCACAAGUGAGCAGCUCUUCAUCACCAGAUGGAAGUUACAGCUUUAAUUAUGAAACUGACUCUAGUGACCGAGAAGAGAGUGCUGACCCAAACCUCAAUGUUAAGGGAAGAUUCAGUUUCCAAGGCACUGAUGGCCGCCGCAGAACUAUUCGGUACAGAGCAGGAGCAGGUACCGGCUUUGUCGCUCAAGGAGAUCAUAUUCCUGUUUCCCCAGAGGUACCAUCAGGAUCACAGGUAGUCCCUCAGACAAGGAGUGGCCCUUAGCAGCUCUUCAUCACCAGAUGGAAGUUACAGCUUUAAUUAUGAAACUGACUCUAGUGACCGAGAAGAGAGUGCUGACCCAAACCUCAAUGUUAAGGGAAGAUUCAGUUUCCAAGGCACUGAUGGCCGCCGCAGAACUAUUCGGUACAGAGCAGGAUCAGAUACCGGCUUUGUCGCUCAAGGAGAUCAUAUUCCUGUUUCCCCAGAGGUACCAUCAGGAUCACAGGUAGUCCCUCAGACAAGGAGUGGCCCUUUUUUCCUCUCCUGCACAAGUGAGCAGCUCUUCAUCACCAGAUGGUAGUUACAGCUUUAAUUAUGAAACUGACUCUAGUGACCGAGAAGAGAGUGCUGACCCAAACCUCAAUGUUAAGGGAAGAUUCAGUUUCCAAGGCACUGAUGGCCGCCGCAGAACUAUUCGGUACAGAGCAGGAGCAGGUACCGGCUUUGUCGCCCAAGGAGAUCACAUUCCAGUUUCUCCAGAGGUUCCCUCAGGAUCACAGGUAGUCCCUCAGACAAGGAGUGGCCCUUCAGCAGCACCAUCUUCAGCACCUGCAUCCCCGGCACAAGUAAGCAGUUCUUCAUCACCAGAUGGAAGUUACAGCUUUAAUUAUGAAACUGACUCUAGUAACCGAGAAGAGAGUGCUGACCCAAACCUCAAUGUUAAGGGAAGAUUCAGUUUCCAAGGCACUGAUGGACGUCGCAGAACUAUUCGGUACAGAGCAGGAGCAGGUACCGGCUUUGUCGCCCAAGGAGAUCAUAUUCCUGUUUCCCCAGGGGUGCCUACAGGAUCACAGGUAGUCCCUCAGACAAAGAGUGGUUCCUCAGAGCCAGCACAAUCAUCUAGUCAUCUUUCUUCUGGUCAGAGCUCAUUGGAUGGAACAUAUAGCUUUAAUUAUGAAACUGAUUCCAGUAACCGAGAAGAGAGUGCAGAUUCUGAUCUAAAUGUCAAGGGUAGAUUCAGCUUUCGUGCAGAUGAUGGGCGUGAAAGAACUGUUCAGUACAAAGCUGGUGCUGGCUUAGGCUUUGUUGCAGCAGGAGAUCAUCUACCGAUCUCGGUAACAGGCACACCAGGUUUUCCUACUGGUGCGGGAGGUUACAAAUUUGGCUACGAAACUGAUUCCAGUACACGUGAAGAAAAUGCCGAUCAACAUUUGAAUGUUAGAGGCAGAUACAGCUUCCAAGCUGACGAUGGCCUACAAAGAGUUGUCACCUACAAAGCAGGAGCAGAUACAGGUUUCCUUGCAGAGGGUGAUCACCUCCCUGUUGUGAAUUAAUCUGAUAUAUUUCCCGUGAUUUUAUCUAAUCCUGUCAGUACCGCGCCAGGUGAUGGCACCACAUGCUUACAUAAUCAUGUACAUGGGAAGAAGGGCAUAAUUUUCAAUGUUAUAUAUCAGUAAAUUCCUCACAGGUUGUAUGGACGCUAAAUACAUAUCCAACACAAUGUAGAAUAUAAUAAAUGUAUAAAAAAC
Molecule: messenger RNA, 2978 nt
Organism: Penaeus monodon (black tiger shrimp)
Lineage: Eukaryota; Metazoa; Arthropoda; Malacostraca; Decapoda; Penaeidae
Product: mucin-19-like
Cellular component (GO): chitin-based extracellular matrix
Molecular function (GO): structural constituent of chitin-based larval cuticle
Source: RefSeq, a predicted model, not a curated record